Lachancea lanzarotensis is the source of this 723-nucleotide messenger RNA. It is a transcript of the gene LEA1, whose product is annotated as LALA0S05e06348g1_1. The transcript has a single exon. The record is from RefSeq and is a predicted model, not a curated record. The coding region runs from base 1 to 723 and encodes 240 amino acids. Gene Ontology annotation, cellular component: U2 snRNP. Gene Ontology annotation, molecular function: protein binding; U2 snRNA binding. Gene Ontology annotation, biological process: mRNA splicing, via spliceosome. Lineage: Eukaryota; Fungi; Ascomycota; Saccharomycetes; Saccharomycetales; Saccharomycetaceae.
AUGAAGUUGACUCCAGGAGCUCUUAUAGACGCUCCUCAAUACUACAAUAACAUUGGAAAUGGAAAGUACGAUACAGAAUUGACUGUGGUUCUGCGAGACCUUCACUUAGAAAAUGAUAACGAAGCGAUGCCUGCAGUGUUUGGAAAAUAUCUGCCGAGUGCAACGCAGAUUCUAGAUCUAACCAAUAACGAUCUAACGUUCAUCCCAGAUCUGCGAGGUAAAACAAGCAUAAAAACGCUACUUUUAUCUAGAAACCGAAUUCAUGAUAUUAAUGGCAGUUUCCUACCGCGUCAUCUGCGCAGUCUGGCUCUGGCUAAUAACGGUAUUUCGAAACUUGAGGACCUCAAAGGACUGCGAAAAAGUCCAAAAACGCUUCAAAAUUUGAUUUUGAAAGGAAAUCAGGUCUGUUACCUCGAAAACUAUCGAAUUUACACACUUUCCCUGAUUCCACAAUUGCAGACGCUAGAUUUUACCAAGAUUAGCGACGAGGAGCGUCGAAAGGCUAGUCUUCUGAAGUUAUCUGCGUCAAGCAAUGAGAACAAGGCCGAACAGCGAAUAGAUCAGGCGAUUGAAACGCCUCGCGAUAAAGAAGGUGAGAUUAUGGGCAUCGUUCUCGAUAAAAUGGACACAGACGUUCGCGAAAAUUUAAAACAGCAGCUGGCCAACGCAGCAACGCUGGAAGAAAUGGAGAGAAUCGAAAAAAUUCUUACCGGAGGCAUAUAA